This is a messenger RNA of Akanthomyces muscarius, 237 nucleotides long. RefSeq lists its product as uncharacterized. Bases 1 to 237 code for a protein of 78 amino acids. The transcript has 4 exons. NCBI's taxonomy places the organism in Eukaryota, Fungi, Ascomycota, Sordariomycetes, Hypocreales, Cordycipitaceae. The record is from RefSeq and is a predicted model, not a curated record.
AUGUAUCAAAGGCUUGAUACUGCCUGUACAAAGCUUGGGAUGCAUCGAUGCAUCGCGGAAGUCGGUCCAAGCAACUUGCUGAUUUGCCCACCAAAGAGCCGUCCCACAAUGGCACAAGAUUCGACAUAUACGACGCCCCAAAGAUGCAGGUUGAGGCGGUGCGGAUGUCGGUCAAGCCGCACUGAUCUGCCACCGAACAGCCACUCCACGAUGGAGCAAAGACUCAAUGUCAUAUAG